UUACAGGAAGUAAGUUUGCAUGUAUGCCCGUUAAUGUUGACAGCGGAGGAGACUUUGUGUUUUGCUCAUACUACUGGAGGUAGUUAGGCGUUAAUAUUUCGCUGAUAUCUUUUUUUAAUUUAUUUAUUGAUGUUAUAUGUCUUACUCCAUUAGGGCCAUUUGACGAUAACGUUAUCGCAAUACAUUUGAGUCAUGUGGUCGCUUGUUUUCACCUUGGUUAUUUAGUGGAGCAAUGUAUGAUAGUUUUAUAAAAUCGCAUUGUUGUUAGCUGUCAAAGCUUACACAGCUACCUAAAGAGGCUAGGUUAAGGUAGUAGCCGUGAAAGACACGCCUAUGCUGAUUCGGAUACAGAUGAAAUUAGGAUGGACCGAAGGCCUGUAGCUUAUGAUGAGGAACAAAGUGGACCUUCUCACGAUAUCUCUGGUCCAGAGAUGCGAAGUCCUCUCGAAAGUGGCUGUGCGUUUCAAGCAGAUGUUGACACCUGUCCUUCUCCCGAGGCCAGUGGCUUGUUGUCAUUGCCGUGGGAGAUGGUGACCCAUAUUGCCUCACACCUUCCUGCUCACUGUGUUAUCUCUGUGCUGCCAAAUGUCUGUUCAGCUUUGCGUAAUGUCUGCAAGGACAGCACUGCCUGGCAGCUUCGGGCUCACAGACUCGUUGGCUCAAAAGCUAGCUUUCCUGUGGGCCUGAGGGAAGACUUUGACUGGCCCAAUGCUUGCUUGGAGAUGGAGCAACUGAUUACCUGCUGGUCCGGCAUGGCACAGCAUGUUGAUGAACACCAGAGGCAGCAACAACGGAUAGAGGCACGCGGAGAGAUGGAGCCUGAGAGAGAUGCAUAUGGUGCUGAUGAACGAUUGGUUGGUGAACUUGUUGAAGAACCGGAGCAGAGAUUGGGAGAAAAUCCAGAAGAAGAUGGAUUACUUGAACAGAAUGGUGCUCUUGAUAAUCAGGAUAAUGGCAGCCAUGUAGUAAGAGAACAGCAUCAACCACCAAAACAUCACAGCCCAACCCGAGCACUUGAGCGCCUCACCCUGAAUUCAGGCCACAUUGCCCAGGUCAACUCAGUCCUCCUGGUGGGUGGUGACGGAACUCUCUGUGCCACAGGCUCCAGAGAUCGAAACGUUAAUAUUUGGAAACUGCAGGCAGACGCAAGCAGUAUGCUUCUGCACACGCUGCUAGGCUGCCACAAAUUCAGCACCCACCAGGGAUGGGUGUGGUGUCUGGCAUCCCAGGGACCCCUGCUGGCCUCGGGAGGCUUAGACAGUACGGUGAGGCUUUGGGACCUGCAGGCCUCUGGAGCAGAGAAGGGGAUGAUCAACGCUGGGGGUGCUGUGCUCUGCUUGACCUGUCUGCCCGAUGUUCUGCUGGCUGGAACAUUUGAUGAAAGGAUCAGCAUAUACGACCCGAGAGCUGCUUUUUCUUGCUUGAAAAGCCUCCGUCUCCAUACGAGUGCAGUCAUGUGUCUGGCGGCUGACGACAAAUACAUGAUCUCUGCGAGUAAAGAUUGCACAGUGGCUGUCUACGACCGCCGGGCUGACAAAUUCCUAAAUAAAGUUCGGCUGAGCUCUUACCUGCGGUCCAUGAGCUACAGUGACAAUGAGGUGUGGGGUGGAGACCACAAAGGCUUGCUCCACUCCUUCUCCUUGCAGGAAGGUGUCUUAAAAUCCAUGGCGCACUUUGAUGUGGGGCACACAGCUAUGGUGACCGGCAUUCAUAAGUCACCUGGAAGUCUCUACACAUGUUCCUCUGAUUGUACCGUCAAGGUGCACAUCCCUUGUGGGCCUCCAAAGACAUUAUGCACACUGCGUCACCAAGCUGGAGCCUCAGGGCUGAGUGUGGAGGCCGGAAUCCUUGCUGUUGCCUCCGGUGAUAUGGGCGUGGAAAUUUGGAGGCCCAGAGAGACAUGAAAUCGAAGUUGCCAAACCUUCCAGUACCACAACUGUGGUUUUUCACAUAUGAAAACAACUUAUAUUGACAGUUUUAUUUAAAAUAACAAAAGAGGUCAGUCUGGUAUUGAAAGAGAUUACAGUAUAGUGGCAUUUAUGGUAAUGACUCUUGGAACACAAUUUUCUCAAUCAACCAUUCUGCCUUUAUAAUGCCCCUUUAAUAAUAAAAAUACUGUAUAAUAUAAGUGAUGCACAUGUGUCCAGUACAAUGUAAUAAAAGCCAUGAGAAGACUCGGUUAUUCUGCACUUUGAAAGAUGAUGUUCAAUUUGUUGUGGCCUUUGUUAGCGCCACAUCUGUUACACAAGGUAAUACAAAUAUUAGAAACAUCUCAUCUUAUGUUAAUUAAUUCACAGCUCUUGCUGUUUUUUUUUUUAUAACACUGUGCAAGUGUACUUAUGUGCUUUAUGUAUUUAACAUUGAUUUUGCCAGUCUUCUCUUAGAUGAAAACACUCGUGCUUUUUUUUUACAUGACAGCAUGGCAGUUGUUAUGGCAAU
Messenger RNA from Doryrhamphus excisus (bluestripe pipefish), 2439 nucleotides. It is a transcript of the gene fbxw9, whose product is annotated as F-box and WD repeat domain containing 9. The record is from RefSeq and is a predicted model, not a curated record. Gene Ontology annotation, molecular function: protein binding. Lineage: Eukaryota; Metazoa; Chordata; Actinopteri; Syngnathiformes; Syngnathidae.